AUGCUUUUCCACGUUUUACGCUCUCUUACAUUCGAGGACAACGCCUCCCUCGCCCGUCGAAAAUGGGAGUUCCAUGAACAGGUCCCUCUAUUAGGGUCCGACCGGUCGCUCUUUAUUGCCAUGGGUGUCAUUGCCCUUCUCUCCUUGGUGUCCUCUCUUUUCCUACUUUGCUUUUUGACCUAUCGAUUCGUAUACUGGCAACGCUACUACAAAAACCCACUCGCGAAGAAUCAAUACGUCGUCCUCAUUUACAACUUACUUCUUGUCGACUUACAACAAGCCAUUGCUUUCCUGAUUUGUCUCUAUUGGGUCUCACGGGGUAGCGUUCACUACGGGGAGGCGGCGUGCUAUCUGCAAGGAUGGUGGAUCAUGACAGCUGAUCCCGGCAGUGGAUUAUUUGUUCUGGCCAUUGCCUUGCACACGGGUGCAAUCGUUAUGCGUGGUCGCCAACUCUCAUUCCGUGUUUUUUCUUGGUGUGUCGUUGGAUUGUGGGCCUUCAUUCUGGCUCUGGGAUUCAUUCCCGUCGGCCUCUAUGGUGAGAAAGUGUUUGUGGUUUCUGAGGCCAAUUGGUGCUGGCUGAGCCCCCAGUAUGAGAACGAGCGUCUCUGGGGCCAUUACAUCUGGAUUUUCAUUUCCGAAUUCGGUACCGUUGCGCUCUACGCCGUUAUGUUCUUCUAUCUCCGCCGGCGUAUGAAUCAAGCGAAGAUUCUCCGCCGUGGCCAACAAGAAAGUUGGGAGCGUCUCAACCGUGUCGUCAUCUACAUGGUUGUCUACCCACUGCUGUAUCUGAUCCUGUCGCUCCCUCUUGCUGCUGGUCGCAUGGCCACAGCAAGGGGUGAUGCGCCCAGCAAAACAUACUUCGGUGUUGCUGGUUGCCUGAUGGCGCUGUCUGGGUUCUUCGAUGUGAUGGUGUAUACAUUGACACGCCGUCAUCUGCUGCUCGACACCGAACAUAGCACCACCGACCACAAUUACGACAACAACACCGACUCACAAUGGCAAACCAACAUCACGACUGAAGGCGGCUCUAAGCCGCGCAAAUUCCGCAGCAAAGGAUCCCGACUCGGCUCCCGGUUCCAAAAGAGUGGAAACCAUGUCGAUGUCAAGGCAACCAGCCCGUUCGAGGACUCGACCGAUGACAUCGUCAAUAAAAAUGACAUGGAAAUGUCCAACUUUGGCGGUGUGUAUCAAGAAACUACGAUUGAAAUUUCGCACGAGCCCGUCUCUGCAUAUGAAUCUGAUGAGCACGCCGAGCGCGAGCAGGAACAUGAGCACGAACGUCGACACUCUUAG
Penicillium salamii is the source of this 1293-nucleotide messenger RNA. NCBI's taxonomy places the organism in Eukaryota, Fungi, Ascomycota, Eurotiomycetes, Eurotiales, Aspergillaceae. The record is from the annotation of a GenBank genome assembly.